AUGGGAAACGUAUGCUGCCCCAUGAAGAAGGCCGGCCCGGACACGCUGGGGCAGGACCCCCUUACCCCCGGCCCCAUGGAUGAAGCCUCCCACACACCCCUCAUCAACGGGGACAACCCUUCACUCGUUCAGCUGGAGCCCCACCGGCACAGAUUCUGCAGAAACCGGGGUGCCAAGCGGACGCAAAUCGACUACCUCAUUUCUCGGGGCGUUUGCCCUCCGCCUGACGCGGGCGAGCAGGGCGGGGGCCUGCCGGAUGGGCAGGACGGACGCCGGUCCGCGCCCCGGCGGUGGGCAAAGGGCCACGCCGUCGCCGAGGGGGCCUUCGGGCAAGUCUUCGUCGGGCUGGACCUCGACACCGGGCAGCCCAUCGCCAUCAAACAGGUAAAGAACUCGAAUCGCACCGCGGCCAACACUCCUCGAUACUGGCGCAACUGCAUCACGGAAAACGGCGCCAUCCUGGUAGGCGCCCGGCUGCAUUUGAAAUUGCACCGCAAGGUCAUUGGCCUCCUGGCCCGAAUCGUCCCGCUUCGCCUUUGUUGGUCGGUGAACCACGGAUUCGGCUCAUUUCCUCCAAUACACGGCAGCGAAGGGAUCGCGCCAUCGUGCAGGUGCUCAUCCCUCUCCGGCCCACCCCGAAACAGAGGGAUCGGUUGA
This is a messenger RNA of Ostreobium quekettii, 657 nucleotides long. Lineage: Eukaryota; Viridiplantae; Chlorophyta; Ulvophyceae; Bryopsidales; Ostreobiaceae. The record is from the annotation of a GenBank genome assembly.